This is a messenger RNA of Mercenaria mercenaria, 465 nucleotides long. RefSeq lists its product as uncharacterized. Bases 1 to 465 code for a protein of 154 amino acids. The transcript has a single exon. Lineage: Eukaryota; Metazoa; Mollusca; Bivalvia; Venerida; Veneridae. The record is from RefSeq and is a predicted model, not a curated record.
AUGUCCAAGAUAAAUGCAGCAGUAAAGAACCCAGUACCAAAACAGAAAGAAGAUGCAAUAACACAGAUCCCAGAUCAUUUACAAGAAGUAUUUAAAGCUUCUAAAGAACAAUUAGAUGAAGGGCAAUGUGAGAAAUUAGCAAAACUUCUAUGUGAUUACGCAGAUGUAUUUGCAAAAGAAGAUUUUGAUUUAAGGAACUUCACCGCAAUUGAACAUAAGAUUGACACUGGAGAUGUCCUCCCAAUAAAGCAUCGUAUGAGACGAAUACCCGCUUGUUUUGUUGGAGAGGAGGAAGCACAUUUGAAGAAGAUGUUAGAUGCCGGUGUCAUUCAAGAAUCAAUUUCAGAAUGGGCAUCCUCACCUGUUCUGAUCCGGAAACGUGACAGAUCCGUUAGAUGGUGUAAUGAUUAUAGAUCCCUUAAUGACGUCACGAUAAAGAUUAAAGAUACAUUCCCCUUACCAUAG